AUGCGCGUCUACGAGACACUCAACGACCGGUACCAGGUUGUAUCUAAACUGGGCCCUGGUGUUGCCUCAACAGCGUGGCUUGCCAAAGAUUUGCAUCAGUGGCGCUGGCGAUCUCCUCGUUACGUAGCUGUCAAGGUUAAAACGGCCCACCCAGUCCGGGACUAUAUCGAGCACGAGCUGUCCAUCACACAUCACAUCCUCAAUGCGAAUCCUAAUCAUAAAGGUAGAGGGCGAGUUGAAAAUCUGCGGGACUCCUUUACCCUUUCCGGUCCACGCGGAUACCAUACCUGCCUGGUAUUCGAUGCCCUAUGUGAGCCAUUGUGGAUGCUGAAACAUCGAUUCGAACGCAAAACCAUCCCACUCGACGUUCUAAAGCCGAUCACCCGAGCAAUUAUAGAAAGUCUGCACUACCUUCAUCAGGAAUGCCAUGUUAUCCACACAGAUCUAACGCCGGAUAACAUAAUGAUGAGCUUGAAAGACCCGUCCACGGCAGCCAUGAUCGCUGACGCUGAACUCAACGAACCAUCACCCCGAAAGCAACUCGUCGAUCGGUCGAUAUACCUCUCUCGCAAUAUCUGGAACAUACCACUCCACGACCUGGGCCCGCCUGUGAUCCAGGGCUUGCGGAAUGCAGUUCAUGGUGAUAAACCGCAUAGUCAUACCAUUCAAGCUGUUCAAUACCAAUGCCCUGAGAUCUCCCUGGGAAUGGAGUGGAGUUAUCCUGCUGAUAUAUGGAACCUGGGUGCAAUCCUCUGGGAGUUAUUCUUCGGGAGAGGACCGUUUGACCAGCCAGGUGACCCGAAGACUUGGACUGAGGCGGCGCAUCUUGGUCGGAUUAUUUCAUUCCUUGGGUCGCCCCCGUUGGACGUGCUUCAGCGUGGGAAGCAAAGCCCCCAAUAUUUUGACGACAAAGGGCAAUUUAAAUUCCCAUCUUUUAUUCCAAAAGUUGACUUUAGAGCCGUGCUGGAGAAUUGUGAUAGUGACGAGCUGUUGUUUGUGGAUUUCAUUUCUAGGUUGUUAUGCUGGAGGCCUGAGGAUCGGCCCACUGUCCGGGAACUGUUUACAGGUUCAUAG
Molecule: messenger RNA, 1074 nt
Organism: Aspergillus versicolor CBS 583.65
Lineage: Eukaryota; Fungi; Ascomycota; Eurotiomycetes; Eurotiales; Aspergillaceae
Product: putative protein kinase
Exons: 5
Coding region: 1-1074 (357 amino acids)
Biological process (GO): regulation of mRNA processing; protein phosphorylation; spliceosomal complex assembly
Molecular function (GO): ATP binding; protein kinase activity
Source: RefSeq, a predicted model, not a curated record